This is a messenger RNA of Bipolaris victoriae FI3, 4164 nucleotides long. RefSeq lists its product as hypothetical. Gene Ontology annotation, molecular function: protein binding. NCBI's taxonomy places the organism in Eukaryota, Fungi, Ascomycota, Dothideomycetes, Pleosporales, Pleosporaceae. The transcript is spliced from 2 exons. The record is from RefSeq and is a predicted model, not a curated record. Gene Ontology annotation, cellular component: nucleus; transcription repressor complex. Bases 1 to 4164 code for a protein of 1387 amino acids. Gene Ontology annotation, biological process: negative regulation of transcription by RNA polymerase II.
AUGCGGCUCUUACAGUACGGCGAAAGCGGAGAACUCAGCAUCCACAGCUUCGACGAUGGCGACAUACCCCCCUACGCGAUACUCUCACAUACCUGGGGAGCAGAUGGCGAUGAGGUGACCUUCGCGGACCUCCAGACAGGUGGCGGCAGGAGGAAGCUAGGCUACAAGAAGAUCCUCUUCUGCGGAAAACAAGCACGACAUGACGGUCUGCAGUACUUCUGGAUCGACACAUGCUGCAUUAACAAGAAUGAUAAGGCUGAGCUCACCUUUGCUAUCCGGUCAAUGUUCCGCUGGUACCGCAGCGCAGUUAGGUGCUAUGUCUACCUGUCAGAUGUGUCAAAGAGGAAGAUGAAAGCCUGCGACAGAGCUACUGAGCCUAGCUGGGAGCCUGCUUUCAGGCUAAGUCGGUGGUUUACGCGUGGCUGGACGCUUCAAGAGCUUCUUGCUCCAGCCACGGUCGAGUUCUUCUCGCAAGAAGGAGAGAGCCUUGGCAGCAAGACAUCGCUGCAGACGAUGAUCCGCGAGAUAACUAGCAUUCCGCUUGAAGUGCUUAACGGGGCCCCACUUUCUCAGACCGACGUCAACGAGCGGUGGAGGUGGGCAGAGGGCCGGAUGACUGGGCGCGUCGAGGACAGAGCAUACUGCCUGCAAGGAAUCCUCGAUGUUGAGCUAGCGCCGGUAUAUGGUGAGGGCGAGGCUGGCGCUUUUGACCGUUUAAAGCGCGAGACGUACAAGCUGGAACAAUGCAUCCAAGACAUACGCCAAACAGACCCGCGCGACGACAAGAAGCGCAUCGAGGAGACAAAAGGUGGACUGCUAGCAGACUCCUAUCGCUGGAUAUUUAACAACACCACAUUCAUGCAGUGGCAUGACGACCAAAACAGCCGACUGCUCUGGGUGAAAGGCGAUCCUGGUAAAGGAAAGACAAUGCUGCUGUGUGGUAUUAUUGACGAACUGCACAGUUCUAUACCUCAGACUACCCUUCUAUCGUACUUCUUCUGCCAAGCGACUGACUCGCGCAUUAAUAGUGCCAUAGCUGUGCUUCGAGGCUUGCUGUACAUGCUCGUGCGCCAGCAGCCAUCGCUUAUGUCGCACGUCCGCAAGAAGCACGACCACGCAGGCAAAAGCUUGUUCGAGGACGCGAAUGCCUGGGUCGCCCUAACAGAGAUCUUCGCCGACGUACUGCAAGAUGCAGGCCUAGGCACAACGUACCUAAUUGUUGACGCGCUCGACGAAUGCGCGACAGACUUACCGAGAUUGCUUAGCUUUAUCGCGAAGCAGUCGUCUGCGUCCUCUCGUGUCAAGUGGAUCGUGUCUAGUCGCAACUGGCCAGAUAUUGAGGAAGAACUGGAGCGUGCUGAGCACGAAAUGAGGCUCAGCCUUGAGUUAAAUGCCGAGUCGGUGGCUGCAGCAGUAGAAGUGUUUAUCCAGCAGAAGGUGUGUCGUCUAGCCCAAGAGAAGCGCUACACGCUAGAGGUGCAAAACGCGGUGCUCCAGCACUUGACGUCGAACGCGAACGACACCUUCCUCUGGGUUGCGUUGGUGUGCCAAGACCUCAAAGCAACGCCGAAGUGGGACGUGCGAGAGAAGCUAGCCCAGUUCCCGCCUGGUUUAGACUCACUUUAUAGGCAGAUGCUAGACCAGAUACGCAAGUCUAGCAGCGCUCGAAGAUGUCUGCGGGUGCUGGCAGUAACUGCUGUCCUAUAUCGACCAGUCACAGUCGCUGAGCUAGUUGUACUUACUGAACAGCUUGCAGACCUUGUUGAUGACCUAGAGUCUGUGCGGAAGAUCAUCGGCCUCUGCGGAUCGUUUCUCACACUGCGCGACGACACGGUGUACUUUGUGCAUCAGUCCGCUAAGGACUUCCUCGUCACAAAAGCGUUGAACGAGGUCUUUCAAGAUAGUAUAGAAUGUGUGCAUCAAAACAUCUUCGCGAAAUCACUUGCACUUCUGCACGAGACACUGCGCAGAGAUAUAUACAAUCUUCAAGCGCCUGGAUAUGCCAUAGAAGACGUCAAGCCACUUCUUCCCGAUCCUCUAGCCGUGUCCCGCUACCCAUGUUUGUACUGGAUUGACCACUUCUACGACUCAAAACACAAAACACCAACAUAUAGUGCUAUGAAUCAAGAAGAGGCUAGGGCUAUAGACACAUUCUUUAGACAGAGAUAUGUCUACUGGCUAGAAGCGCUCAGCUUGUGCGGAAGCAUGGCCAAAGGGGUGGUCUCAAUGACAAAGCUGUGGGAAUUAGUCCAGGGGCUUGGAGACAUAGACGUAUUAAAUAAGAUUGUGUACGACGCACGACGAUUCAUCAGGUACCACAAAGAAGCAAUUGAAAACUUUCCUUUACAAGCGUACGCAUCUGCUCUGCUCUUCAGCCCAGCAGACAGCUUGAUAAGAAGGCUGUUCCAGCACGAAGAGCCAAGGGGAGUAGUGGUCAAGCCAGCUAUGAGCAACGGCUGGAGUGCGUGCCUGCAGACGCUUGAGGGCCAUAGCAGUGAUGUUACCUCGGUAGCUUUCUCGCACGACUCGACCAAGGUAGCAUCAGCGUCAGAUGACAGGACUGUCAAAAUAUGGGAUGCGAACAGCGGGACGUGUCUGCACACGCUCGAGGGCCAUAGGGAUCAUGUUAGCUCAGUAGCUUUCUCGCACGAUUCUACUCGGCUAGCGUCAGCAUCUUGGGACAGCACUAUCAAGAUAUGGGACACACGUAUCAGGAUAUGCCUACACACGCUUGAGGGCCAUGGCCUUUAUGUUAUGUCAGUGACAUUCUCGCACAACUCGACCUGGCUAGCGUCAGCAUCUUGGGACUUGACUGUCAAAAUAUGGGAUGCGAGCAGCGGGACGUGUCUGCACACGCUCGAGGGCCAUAGGGAUCAUGUUAGCUCAGUAGCUUUCUCGCACGACUCGACCCAGCUAGCGUCAGCAUCACAUGACAGCACUGUCAAGAUAUGGGAUGCGAGCAGCGGGAUGUGCCUGCACACGCUCGAGGGCCACAGCAUGGAGGUUGGCUCGGUGGCCUUCUCGCACGACUCGACCCAGCUAGCGUCAGCAUCAAGCGAUAGGACUGCCAAUAUAUGGGAUGCGAGUAGCGGGACGUGUCUGCACACGCUUGGGGGCCAUAGUAGUUAUGUUAGCUCAGUGACCUUCUCGCACGACUCGACCCAGCUAGCGUCAGCAUCAAGCGACAGCACUAUCAAGAUAUGGGAUGCGAGCACUGGGACCUAUCUGCACACGCUCAAGGGCCAUAGUAGUGGUGUUAGGUCAGUGGCCUUCUCGCACGACUCGACCCAGCUAGCGUCAGCAUCUUGGGACUUGACUGUCAAGAUAUGGGAUGCGAGCAGUGGGACGUAUCUGCAUACGCUCGAGGGCCAUAGUGAUGUUGUUAGGUCGGUGGCCUUCUCGCAUGAUUCGACCUGGCUAGCAUCAGCGUCAGAAGACAGCACUAUCAAGAUAUGGGAUGCGAGCAGUGGGGCCUAUCUGCACACGCUUAAGGGCCAUAAUAGGGAGGUUAGCUCGGUGGCCUUUUCACACCACUCGAUCUGGCUAGUAUCAGCGUCUCGGGACAGUACUGUCAAAAUAUGGGAUAUAAGCAGCGAGACUUGUCUGCACACGCUCGAGGGCCAUAGGGAUCAUGUUAGCUCAGUAGCUUUCUCGCACGACUCGACCAGGCUAGCGUCAGCAUCUUGGGACUUGACUGUCAAGAUAUGGGAUGCGAGCAGCGAGAUGUGCUUACACACGCUCGAGGGUCAUAGUAAAUGGGUUCAGUCCGUGGCCUUCUCGCACGACUCGACCCGGCUAGCGUCAGCAUCUUGGGACUUGACUGUCAAGAUAUGGGAUGCGAGCAGUGGGACGUGUCUACAUACCCUUGACGUCGGCACACCUCUUUCGCUCUUGUCUUUCGAUUCUACUAGUACUUUGCUCCACACAGAAAUAGGCACUAUUGCUAUCUCUAGUUCCCAGGUCACGGACCGCAUCGACGUUACAGCAUCAAAACUACAGUACCAGAGUGCUGGUAUAAGUUCAGAUCACAACUGGGUCAUGUGCGCUGGUAGCAACGUACUAUGGAUACCGUCCGAGUAUCGGCCAUCAAGCUCAGCUGUGAGUGCGACUCUAGUAGGCAUGGGAGUAGGAUCAGGAAGGGUCUGGCUUUGUCAGGUGACUUAG